AUGAGUGAAGGUGGAUUUAUACGUCGUGUACGCAGAACCAGAUCAAGAGCUGCCAGAAAAAGGGUAAAUUAUACGGAAGUUAGCGACACUGAAGAUCCUGCGCUAAAGGAAGAGAAAGAUGAUGCUCAAGUUGAAGUACCUGCAAAAUCUGAAUCCGAUGACGAAUAUAGGGAGGAUGAGAAGGUUGAUAUUAAAGAUGAGGCUGAAGAUCCAGAAAUCAUUGAUUUGUCAGACGAUGAGGAGUCCGACAAGUUGAAUGAUGAUGAUGACGAUGAACCACUGAAUAACAAGAGAAAGAGGACAACCAGAAAGAAAACCACCACCGUCACAAAGAAGAAAAAGAGGAGUAAUAAGCCAAAGGUUUCAUACUAUGAACGUAACACCCUAAAAUUGUACGAAAAUCAUCCCGAAUUGAAGCAAGUUUUCCCGGACUUGAAGAAUUCAUCACCCUAUGUAGCCAUAAGGGCACCUCAACCUGAAGGGAUGAGCAUUAAAUUAUUACCCUUUCAGUUAGAAGGUUUACAUUGGCUGAUCCAACAAGAAGAAGGUAUUUUUAAGGGUGGUGUCUUAGCUGAUGAAAUGGGUAUGGGUAAAACCAUCCAAACAAUUGCUCUUUUGAUGAACGAUUUAACCAAAAGGCCAUCUUUAGUUGUGGCCCCCACUGUUGCGUUGAUGCAAUGGAAAAAUGAAAUAAAUCAGCACACUGAUGGAAAAUUGAAAGUUUAUAUGUUUCAUGGAACUUCCAAAAAUAUUGACAUAAAGACACUAAGUGAAUAUGAUGUGGUUUUAACCACUUAUGCUGUCCUUGAAUCUGUCUUCAGAAAGCAGAAUUAUGGAUUUAAAAGGAAACAUGGAGUAGUAAAGGAACUUUCUGUUUUACAUAAUAUCGAGUUUUACAGGGUCAUUCUUGAUGAAGCACAUAACAUCAAAGAUAGACAAAGUAACACAGCUAGGGCAGUUAAUAAUUUGAAAACACAAAAGAGGUGGUGUCUUACUGGUACACCGUUGCAAAAUAGAAUUGGUGAAAUGUACUCAUUGAUCAGAUUUUUAAACAUAGAACCAUUCUCAAAAUAUUUCUGUACAAAAUGUGACUGUAACUCAAAAGAAUGGCAUUUUUCUGAUAAUAUGCACUGUGAUAGCUGUAAUCAUGUUUUAAUGCAGCAUACGAACUUCUUCAAUCAUUUCAUGUUGAAAAAUAUUCAAAAAUUUGGUGUUGAAGGUCCUGGGUUGGAAUCAUUUCAAAAUAUUCAAACACUUUUGAAAAAUAUCAUGUUGAGAAGAACCAAGGUUGAGAGAGCAGAUGAUUUAGGUCUACCUCCAAGAAUUGUGACUGUUAGACGUGACUUUUUUAACGAAGAGGAGAAAGAUCUUUACAGAAGUUUAUACUCGGAUUCUCAAAGAAAGUAUAAUUCAUAUGUGGAAGAAGGUGUGGUCCUUAAUAAUUAUGCCAAUAUUUUUUCACUUAUAACAAGAAUGAGACAGUUAGCUGAUCAUCCAGAUUUGGUUUUAAAAAGAUUCCAUGAUCAGGCAAAUGUGACAGGUGUUAUUGUCUGUCAAUUAUGUGACGAUGUGGCGGAGGAACCUAUCGCAUCUAAAUGUCAUCAUAAGUUUUGUAGGAUGUGUAUCAAGGAAUACAUUGAGUCAUUUAUGGAAAAUAAUGAUUCAAAACUUACGUGUCCUGUGUGUCAUAUUGGUUUGAGUAUUGAUUUGUCUCAACCCUCUUUAGAAAUUGAUUUGGAUUCAUUUAAGAAACAGAGUAUCGUUAGUCGAUUAAAUAUGAAGGGAACGUGGCAGUCGUCCACAAAAAUUGAAGCCCUGGUUGAAGAACUGUAUAAAUUAAGAAGUCCAGUUCGCACAAUUAAAUCGAUUGUCUUUUCUCAAUUCACAAGCAUGUUGGAUCUUGUUGAAUGGAGAUUGAAAAGAGCAGGCUUUCAAACAGUUAAACUUCAGGGGAGUAUGUCACCAACUCAGAGAGAUGAAACGAUCAAAUAUUUUAUGAAUAAUAUUGAAUGUGAAGUAUUUUUGGUUAGUUUGAAGGCAGGUGGUGUUGCGUUAAAUCUUUGUGAAGCAUCUCAGGUCUUUAUUUUGGACCCAUGGUGGAAUCCUAGUGUUGAAUGGCAGAGUGGAGAUAGAGUACACAGAAUUGGCCAAUUUAGACCUGUUAAGAUUACAAGAUUUUGUAUCGAAGACAGCAUUGAAUCCAGAAUUAUUGAGUUGCAAGAAAAGAAAGCAAAUAUGAUUCAUGCAACGAUAAACCAGGACGAAGCGGCAAUUGGAAGACUAACCCCAGCUGAUUUACAAUUUUUGUUCAAUAAUUGA
Molecule: messenger RNA, 2319 nt
Organism: Naumovozyma castellii
Lineage: Eukaryota; Fungi; Ascomycota; Saccharomycetes; Saccharomycetales; Saccharomycetaceae
Gene: RAD16
Product: DNA repair protein RAD16
Exons: 1
Coding region: 1-2319 (772 amino acids)
Source: RefSeq, a predicted model, not a curated record